Molecule: messenger RNA, 1179 nt
Organism: Monoraphidium neglectum
Lineage: Eukaryota; Viridiplantae; Chlorophyta; Chlorophyceae; Sphaeropleales; Selenastraceae
Product: putative U3 small nucleolar RNA-associated protein 7
Exons: 8
Coding region: 1-1179 (392 amino acids)
Biological process (GO): maturation of SSU-rRNA from tricistronic rRNA transcript (SSU-rRNA, 5.8S rRNA, LSU-rRNA)
Cellular component (GO): nucleolus; small-subunit processome; 90S preribosome
Molecular function (GO): protein binding
Source: RefSeq, a predicted model, not a curated record
AUGGAGGUCGCACCUGGAGAACCGAACGCGGGCGCUUCGGAGCAGAAAAAGCGCAAGCGCCCAAAGCCCGAUGCGUACCUUGCUGACAUCAGCGACCGGAAGCUGAAGGGGAAGCUGCGGCAUAAGGAGCGGCUGUACCUCCAGUCGUCAAAGGAGACAGCGAAAAUUGGCGAAUGGCUGGCGCCCGCAGAGGCGGGGACGCUCGAAGCCGAGGGCGCCGAGGAGACGUGGCGCUUCAAGCAGGACGAGAUCGCGCAGGCCGUCGCCGCCGGCGCGCGCCGCAAGGCGUUUGACUUGGAGCUCCCAGACCUGGGGCCCUACAAGGUCGCGUUCAGCCGGUCGGGGCGCCACCUGCUGCUUGGUGGCGAGCGCGGCCACCUGGCAGUGAUGGAGUGGGAGCGGUCGCGGCUCACGUGCGAAGUCCAGGUCGCCGAGACGACGCGCGCGGUGACGUUCCUGCACAACGAGCAGUUCUUCGCCGCGGCCCAGAAGAAGUACGUGUACAUCUACGACAAGCGCGGCCUCGAGGUGCACUGCCUGCGGGAGCACACGCAGCCGGCGGCGCUGGAGUUCCUGCCGCACCACUUCCUGCUGGCGUCGGUGGGCGAGCCCGGGAUCCUGCAUUACCAGGACACCACCCACGGCGGCAUCGUGGCGCAGCACCGCACCCGCCUGGGCCCCUGCGGCGUGAUGCGCCAAAACCCCCACAACGGCGUGCUCUGCCUCGGCCACGCCAACGGCACUGUGUCCAUGUGGACCCCCAACAUCUCGUCACCCGUCGUCAAGAUGCUCUGCCACAGGGGCGCGGUGACGGCGGUGGCCGUCGACCCCACGGGUCACCAGCUGGUCACCGCGGGCGUGGACUGCCAGGUCAAGGUGUGGGACGUGCGGACAUUCAAGCCGCUGCACGCCUACUUUGCCAACGCCCCCGCGACGGCCCUGGACAUCAGCCAGCGCGGGAUGCUGGCGGUCGGGCAGGGGCGGAGGAUACAGGUCUGGCGCGACGCCCUCUCCUCCAAAGCCCAGGCGCCCUACCUCACCUCUGUACUGCCCACCGGUGGUGUCGCCGCGCUGCGGUUCUGCCCCUUUGAGGACGUGCUGGGGGCGGGGGCGGCCGGCGGCUACAGCAGCCUGCUCGUGCCAGGCCACAGCAAUGCGGGGAGGCGCAGCCUCAUGUGA